UGGUCGUGUCUGUAAGCGGUUCAAAYACUCAACAUUUCAAACGACAUGAGAAUAACUGCUUUAAUUCCUCAUUGUGUGUACCAAUGGCCACUGGAACUCUCACCGCACGAAAGAAUUCAGACGCUGACAUACGCGCGCUAACAUCUUAUGAGGGUACAUUCCGUAUUGACGUAACAAACACAAUUUCAACAUUAUAUACAGUCUUUUAUCGCUUACCAAAGGGAGCCCAAUAUUUUGACUCGGCCUGUUCGGCUUCGGCAUGUCCCAGGAUAAUUAUUUCGCACAGCUAUCCUUAUGUCUGGGAAUCGAAUUGUAAGGGAACAACACAGGGAUACCACAUUGUGGCUUGUCACAGCGUAUUCGAUGGUCAUGAUAAUCGAGAAUGCGGGACUGUUUGGAAGUCGUCGAAGUACCCUGAUCACAGGGUUUUAUACAGAUACUGCGGUCACAAUGGGAUCUUCUCAGGCAAGCAGGGACAUGUCUAUGUUCGGUGAACAUAUCUCAGGCAAGCAGGGACAUAUCUAUGUUCGGUGAACAUAUCUCAGGCAAGCAGGGACAUGUCUAU
This is a messenger RNA of Exaiptasia diaphana, 565 nucleotides long. RefSeq lists its product as uncharacterized. The transcript has 6 exons. NCBI's taxonomy places the organism in Eukaryota, Metazoa, Cnidaria, Anthozoa, Actiniaria, Aiptasiidae. The coding region runs from base 84 to 494 and encodes 136 amino acids. The record is from RefSeq and is a predicted model, not a curated record.